Schizophyllum commune H4-8 is the source of this 231-nucleotide messenger RNA. RefSeq lists its product as uncharacterized. Gene Ontology annotation, molecular function: ATPase activator activity. The record is from RefSeq and is a predicted model, not a curated record. Gene Ontology annotation, biological process: protein import into mitochondrial matrix. The transcript is spliced from 2 exons. Gene Ontology annotation, cellular component: PAM complex, Tim23 associated import motor. NCBI's taxonomy places the organism in Eukaryota, Fungi, Basidiomycota, Agaricomycetes, Agaricales, Schizophyllaceae. The annotation marks the transcript as partial.
GGGGCGCAGAAGGGUGCGGAGCAGUGGGUCAAGGGAGGCUUCAAGGCCCGGAUGGACCGCAAGGAGGCGCUGCAGAUUCUUGGGCUCAAGGACAACAAUACCGUCCCCUUGCGCUUGAAGGAUGCGCACAGGCACAUCAUGCUUGCAAACCAUCCUGACCGCGGCGGCUCGCCAUACAUUGCGAGUAAAAUCAACGAGGCGAAGGACCUUCUGGACAAGACGGACGGCAAG